This is a messenger RNA of Leguminivora glycinivorella, 1482 nucleotides long. RefSeq lists its product as uncharacterized. The record is from RefSeq and is a predicted model, not a curated record. Bases 368 to 1306 code for a protein of 312 amino acids. The transcript is spliced from 2 exons. Lineage: Eukaryota; Metazoa; Arthropoda; Insecta; Lepidoptera; Tortricidae.
AUUCCGCAUUUACUUAGACAAAAUUUCAGAUGAUGAAGUGUUAUCAGGUGUUAAAUUCAAUGAGCUGACCUUAAGAUUAAACAAAGUUAUAGAGUUAUCCACGCGACUUGACGAGCUGCAAACUUCAAUCGAAGUUGCUAAUUUUGAAAAUUUAGACACUGAACUUGCAGAACGGGACAACAAUGAAACCCAUAUCAAUAAUGCUAUAGCUGCAGCUCAGUGUAUUCUUGAACACUCUCAAGCUCAAAAACCCUCUCCAGAGACUUCUGUCAGAACAUGUUCAUCGAACGGCUGUCAUUCUGAGCAUCUCGGCUUCAAGCUUCCUCAAAUUAAAAUCUCUAAAUUUGAUGGUUCAUAUUAUAAGUGGAUGGAAUUUAAGGACCUUUAUGAAUCUUUAAUUCACAAUAAUGAUCACAUUAAACCUAUUCAUAAAUUCCAUUAUCUGAGCUCUUAUCUUGAAGGGGAUGCGGCCAGAGUGAUAGCAAACUUAGAAGUCUCCGCUAACAAUUAUACUGAAGCCUGGAAAAUUUUGUGUGACAGGUUCAGUAAUAAAAGACAGCUGAUUACUAACCAUUUAAAUUCUCUAUUUAAUUUAGAACCUAUACAGCGAGAAUCGGAUAAGGCCUUAAGAUUCCUUAAUGAUCAUGUAGUUAAAAAUCUCCGGGCCCUAAAGACAUUAGGUCAACCGACAGAGCAUUGGGAUACAAUUUUAGUUCACCUAUUGACGGCUAAGUUAGACGUCAAUACUAAUGCAAAAUGGGAAGAACAUAGGAACACUCUCAAAGAGUGGCCAUCACUCGAUGACUUUAGGGGAUUUCUUAGUAAUCGUGCAGACAUCUUAGAAAAUCUGUAUCGCUCUAGGAGAGAAAAACAAUCUAACCACAAGCCAGAGCCUGUGGCCAAUAAAACUUCAUUUAAACAUGAUAAAAACAUAAAAACAUUCGUGAUUUCAGAGAAACAAGAUGACCACAAGGGUCGGCCGUGCAUCGUGUGCCAUGGUGAUCACAGAGUGUACGACUGCCCAGCCUUUAAAAAGAUGUCAGUCGACGAGCGCUGGUCGCAGGCGUCACGUCUAAAGCUGUGCCAUGUCUGCCUCCGACCGGACCAUGAGACCCGUCAGUGCAAGCUGAACGGUUGCCGGGCCGCUCACGUCGCUGCCGGGCCCGCCGCUCGACGACCGCAACCCGCACCGCCUGGACCGCUACCUGAGGCUGGAGCAGCUACGGCAACACUUCUGGAAGCGCUGGUCGGCCGAGUACGUGUCUCUACAACAGCAACGCUACAAAUGGCGCGAGAGGCAACGUGACCUACAACUGGGAGAAGUAGUACUCAUCAAGGAGGAGGGCUUACCGCCGUUGCUCUGGCGCAUGGGCAGAGUCGUCAAACUAUACCACGGGAAGGAUGGCGUACCUCGCGUGGCAGACAUCAAUACCGCUAGAGGGGUGAUCAAGCGUGCGCUGAACAGAAUAUGCCCGCUCUCGU